Molecule: messenger RNA, 1149 nt
Organism: Eriocheir sinensis (Chinese mitten crab)
Lineage: Eukaryota; Metazoa; Arthropoda; Malacostraca; Decapoda; Varunidae
Exons: 4
Coding region: 1-549 (182 amino acids)
Source: RefSeq, a predicted model, not a curated record
AUGCGUACUGUCCCCCUGAAAGCUCCAAAGCCAACAAGUAUCACGGUUUCAGGUUACGUAAGCGUAGAGGUGGCCGAGGCGAGGUCAUCCGUGCUGGUGGAGAACCGGAACCACCUUCAGUACAUCCAGAGCCAGUCAUACACUACGCGGCGGGGGGACACGCCGCUCAGGAUCCAGGAGGAGUGUCUGGCCACCUUCGGAGUGAGUGCCGCGCUUAAUAGGCACUCGCCCCUGGCACCCUACAUUAAUAAGGCAAUCCACUACAUGCAGGCUGGCGGGCUGAAUGACAAGUUCUUCGAGGAUGUGCUGCUCUAUGACCUGGACAGCGCCAACCCGCACCACAACGAGGGGCAGGAGACCUGGCUGGACUUGCACGACAGCGACGCCGUGCUCUCCGGGGCGCGGGUACUGUCGCUGGAACACCUGUUGGGCGCCCUGCUGCUUCUGGGCGUUGGUUACCUGCUGGCGGGGGUGACUCUGGGGGUGGAGAAGUGCUGCCUCCCCUCCGUCACCCCUCGUCACCCCUCCUCUGACUCAACCGCUCGAUAACCCUGAUUCACCCGUUUGGAACACUGACUCACCGAUUUACUGACUCGAAUCUAGAUGAAGGGUGAAGACAUGCUAAAUCUCUCCCAUUUGACUCAUCCGAUUUGAAGAGACUCACCCAUUCACUGACUCAGACUUAUUCACUUACGUAUUCCCUAACUUAUUCCCUGACUCAUACUAAACUAAGGGAUGGAUAAAAGUUGAAUCUCCCCCUCUUUACUUAUCACAUGACUCAUUCGCUUUGACUCACUCACAUCGAAAGCCUGACCCACCCAUUCCCUGACUCAACCUGAACUGAAAUGUGGAGAAAAGUGGCAUCAUCCCCCUACACUUACCACUUGACUCUUCCACUAUACUGACUCACCACAUCGAAAGUCUGACUCACCCAUUCCUUGACUCAAACUUAACUGGAGGGUGGAAAAAAUGUUGCAACUCGCCCCCUUCUCUCAUCUUUCAACCCCCUGACUCACUCCCCUACACCUGGAACAGAUUCAUUGGCUCUUAAUAAAGCUGACUGAUUCGCACCUGUAGCCUUCAUUAAUUAACCUGAUUCUGACACGGUAAUUACGUCAGAGCUUCGAUUUUGACAUUAUUACGUUACAG